UCCUAUUGAAAGUUUUCUUACAAUGAACUUCAAUCACCUAUUUUUUGAUAAUAACAAUAAAGUCAAUUAUGAUCCAUCUCAAGAAUUACCCACUUAUUCAAUUGAAGAUAUUAAAUCUGUAGAUGCCUAUCUUGAAAUAAAUUAUGCGACUGAAUACAAAAAAGUUAAUAGAGAAUUUCCGCACUAUAAAACUUUACGUGGUCUUAUUAGUAGUCAAGUACAGAAACUUUUUGAAGUCGUUGAAAGACAUGAAAGACGCUAUUGGGUAGGGACAUGGCGGUUACUUGAAUUUCUUCAUGUAACUCAAUGCCCUGCUAUGAUUCUUGUCAAAUCUGGACUUACAGCAAAUUAUUUUAUGUCUACAAUUAAUGGAGAGUACGAUAAAUUUCUUCAAAGUCUUUUAAAAGAUAAACAAGUUGUUCACCAACCUCCUAAAUUUGAUGCAUCUGUAAUACAAAAAAUUAUAGACCUAG
This is a messenger RNA of Dentiscutata heterogama, 473 nucleotides long. The record is from the annotation of a GenBank genome assembly. Lineage: Eukaryota; Fungi; Glomeromycota; Glomeromycetes; Diversisporales; Gigasporaceae.